AUGGCAGUUUUCAUUUUCUGGGCGAAGGCUCACACUCCUGGGUGCUCACCUGGUCCAGCAGUCUCCCAAACCAUUGCCCUAGGCAUUUGGCUGUUGGCUAGGAAAGGUAGCCUAGACACCCAGUCCCGCUGGUUGGGUCCUAUGCAGGACCUAAGCAUUUGCCCUAUUGUUCACUGGACCCCAAUAAGUUUGUUCAGGUAUCCUGUGAUAUUUAUAGACCUUGGCAAACAUGAGUUUGGCAAUUUCCUUGGCCGUCGUGUGCUCACUGUCACCCAUGAUGAGCAAGAUACUAUUUAUGUUGCUCAUCAUGCUCCUGAUGUUGCCAGAGGUCUUUUCCCUCGAGGGCACUACAUUUCAAUUCCAACAUCACACGGUGAGGCCUUUGACAUUGCUGUCAGUCACGUCCUCCUUGCCCUCCUCUCCCCAAACACUAUGCCAAAGGAGAAAGGUGUCUCAAAUCUCAAGCAGAGGGACCUGGUCAACAAGCGUUCUCAUCGACAAGACAGAUAUGAACUCAAUACAUCGGGUCUAAGCAACAAAUCUCUAACGCUACUCUCCAACCUCCAAAACUCAGACGCAGAGCCUACCUUUGCAAUGGAUGUCGAUGAUCCUUCUAUGGACCCAGACCUUGAAUGGGAGACUGUCCCAGAGAUGUUGAAGGAUGAUGACACAUUCAUGCAUGUGGUUUGGGAUAUUGUUGGAAGCCAGUGGAGAGUGUAUAAAGAUGGGCGAACAUGGUGCCAGCGUGUUACUCGCCUCCAAGAAAACUGGGCACCUAUCAUCAAGGAUUUGACUCUGGCCUACCUAGCUUGGAAGUACCCUUCAGAGUCUCCCCCCAACAAUGCAGUACCCCCACCACCACCACCAUCAUCACCUUCAAGUUAUGACUUUGACAUUGAAUGCAUCGACAUUUACACACUAUCUAAUACAACUCAUAUCCAGCGCAAUGCCAGUGUCAAGACCGCAUCUGAGGCUCUUGUUCUGAAUGGUUAUAUUGGAGCUACUCCACAGUCACCCUCCAUUGCUAUCUCACUUCGCACAUUGGAACUCGCUGAGGCCUUCACAAAGGUUCUGUGCGAUCUUUAUAAUAUGCCUUAUCGCCGCAGAUAUCAAACGUGCCUGGUAGGCGCAUUUGAUAUCUACAACAUCAUCCUCCAUCAAGUUGAACAUCAAGUUUCUGAAGCCCUUGGCUGCAAUUCACCCAACUGGCAUGUCUUAAAUGUUUGUCCACCAUGCUCAUUCGAGCUUGAGGGCGAACCACCACUUCUCUAUCGGUGUAUGAUUGUUUUUGAUGGCAAUAACUCCUUAUCUCGAAUGGCGCCACUUGGUGGCCGCAAAGUGUUACAAGAACAUCUAGAUGCUUGGGCCCCUACCAUUUUUCUCCUAAUCCUCCUCGUAUCAGCCCUUGCAUCAUACCCUUACCCCGACCUUACCCUGGUCAUCCUUGUCAUCCUCGCAUUCCCCUUCGCUCUCUAUCUGUCGCUUCAGCAAAGCCAGUACAUCUGGCCGGAUCCUUUCGCUGACGAAGCAUACCCAUGCUCCAUUCCACCACCUGACUGA
This is a messenger RNA of Suillus bovinus, 1560 nucleotides long. RefSeq lists its product as uncharacterized. Lineage: Eukaryota; Fungi; Basidiomycota; Agaricomycetes; Boletales; Suillaceae. The record is from RefSeq and is a predicted model, not a curated record. The transcript is spliced from 13 exons. Bases 1 to 1560 code for a protein of 519 amino acids.